Messenger RNA from Medicago truncatula (barrel medic), 1286 nucleotides. RefSeq names its product DNA-3-methyladenine glycosylase. The transcript is spliced from 5 exons. Gene Ontology annotation, molecular function: DNA-3-methyladenine glycosylase activity. Gene Ontology annotation, biological process: base-excision repair. Lineage: Eukaryota; Viridiplantae; Streptophyta; Magnoliopsida; Fabales; Fabaceae. The coding region runs from base 62 to 1000 and encodes 312 amino acids. The record is from RefSeq and is a predicted model, not a curated record.
CUCCAAGUUUUAAUGAAUUCCAACCAACUUCAAAAUCUAUCUCAUUUAUUUUUCUCCAAAUAUGUCUAAAACAAAUGUAAGAAAACAAGCUUUGGAAAGGAGCACAAGUUUCAAAGAUACACAAAAAAUAUUGAACCAAAAUUUCUUCCAUAAUAAAAUCUUCAAGAAAGUGUACCCUAUUGGACUUCAAAAAAGCACUUCUUCACUAUCUUUAUCUUCAGUUUCAUUAUCUUUGUCACAAAAUUCAAAUGACUCUUCUCAAGCUGAUUCUUUGACUCCAUUGGAUGAAAGGAUUUCAUCAGCACUUCGUUUGAUUUCAGCUUCUUCACAUGAAAGAAGAGAAACUGCAGUAGCUAAAACUAUACAUCAACAAAGUCCACUAGUGACUACUGAGCCUGGGGAAUUGAGAAGGUGCAACUGGAUCACAAAAAAUAGUGAUAAGCUAUACGUAGAAUUUCAUGAUGAAUGCUGGGGAGUUCCAGCUUAUGACGACAACAAAUUGUUUGAGAUGCUUGCAAUGUCUGGAUUGCUCAUGGACUACAAUUGGACAGAAAUUAUAAAAAGAAGGGAACCACUUAGAGAAGUUUUUGCUGGAUUUGAUCCUUACACUGUUGCCAAAAUGGAGGAACAGGAAAUCAUAGAGAUAACAUCAAACAAAGCACUUUCUUUAGCUGAUAGCAGAGUUAUGUGCAUUGUUGACAAUGCCAAAUGCAUAAUGAAGGUUGUUAGGGAAUGUGGAUCAUUUAGUAGCUAUAUAUGGAGUUUUGUAAAUCAUAAACCAAUAAUUAACAAAUACAAAUACCCAAGAAAUGUCCCAUUAAGGAGUCCAAAAGCAGAAGCUCUAAGCAAGGACAUGGUUAAACGUGGAUUUCGGUUUGUGGGACCAGUGAUAGUGCACUCUUUUAUGCAAGCUGCAGGAUUGACCAUUGAUCAUCUUGUAGAUUGUUAUCGACAUAGUGAAUGUGUAAGCCUAGCAGAAAGACCUUGGAGGCAUAUCUAAUAAACACAUUCAUUCACUACCACAAUUUUCAAUUUGGUUUUGUUAGUUCAAUUUGUAUAAUUCAAGCAAGUAAUAAUGUUGUAAUUUGUAUAAUUCCAAUUUCCAUGCCUUGUAAUUUUUUUGAGAGGUUCCAUUCCUUGUACUUGUCAAUCCAUAUCUUGACCAUCAAUAAAUGAAACAAAAAAGAAAGGAAGAAGUAUGUUAGAAGCAAUGCCGUUUGUAACUACUUGUUUGUAUGACAUGCAAUGUUAUAAUCAAAAUUUUAUUUGUUUUUUUUGUGUGUAAA